UUGACGUAAUUGGCGUUGGCGAAUACAGGAAAUGCCCUGGUAUGUUCCAUUUGGCGUGGCAAUUGACGAACAUCUUGGCGCACUUGUUGCUGAUUAUUUCUUUGCACUUCUAGUCGACGUGGUGGUUCGUCGUGAAAUGAAUUCAUGCAUUCGUCGGUGGCUUGACGAAUGUUGACAAUGUUUUCCAAAGCUCGUCGCAGUUCUUUGUGUGUCCACUUCUUAGGCGAGUCAAGUUCUUUUGCGAUGAGUUCCUGAAGAAUGCCAUGUGGAAGUUUGGACUUGAUGAUGUUGCAUAAGAACAUAGGCGAUUGAUUGUCCAAAUAUUCCAGUUGAAGACAAAUUCUUUCAAUGUCCUUCUGGAAUUGCGUGAGUUCGCGAAGGUUGUUCCUGAUGGGCGGUAGUUUGAGAAGUUGUGCCUGAAGUUGGUUGCUAAGUUGGUCGUCGUUACCAUACUUCUUCUUAAGAAUUUCUUUGACGAUUUUGUAGUUGUCGUCGGAUGGUGGAUAACCACUAAUCGCUUCUCUGGCUGCUGAUCCUUCUUUGAGAUAUUGCAGAAGCAGGAGAUGCUUCUGGAAAGACGGAUAAUGUUGCUUGUCGACGGCAUGUUCAAAAGCAGCCCAAAAGGUGCGCCAAUCACGUAUGUCGCCACCAAAUGUUGGAAGACGGACGCUGUCGACCUUCAGAGCAUUAGGAAGCCCAUAUUGUUGUUGCUGAAAAGAGGUGGUAUGCUGAUAGUCGUAAGUUUGGCGUGAUGUCUCAUGUGGGUUUUCUGCGCUUGGUUCUUCAAAAUCUGGCGCGCUGGGUUGACGCAUUCGACGGUUCUGCCUCCAAUCGCUUUCUUCUUCGUCGUCGGAAAAGAAUUGACGCCUUUCUUGACGUAGAGGAGUUUGAUUGUCGGCCAAUUUCCCUGAUGUUGAUCCUUGUAGACUAGGCGCUCUUGGCGAAUUAUUGCUAUUGCUGUCUGUAGUCAUUUGCCGAAUAACUCUGUACGCUUUGAUCCGGUUGAUCACUUCAUUUGCUCUGUCGACCAAUUUGGAGACUGGCCAUUGCUCUGUAUUUUCAAGGUUCUGGUCGGAUAAUUUGUCGUAAGUUAAGAAAUUGGCGAGGUAAUCUGCAUGUUCGUUUUGCUGUUGUUCGUCGAGGCCAUCCAUAAAUUGAUUGUAUUUGUUGAUAAUUGCUUGAAGUUGGUUGGUUCGUUCUGUGAGAUGGACGAGUUCCAUUUCCACUGAUGCUGCCAGUUCAUCUUCUUUCUCAAUUGAUGGUUUAGAUUUGAGCUGGACGAUACAAGAUUCGGCGAUUUUAAGGUGUUCGACGAGUGCUCUUGUCGUUCCAUAAAGCUCUUGACGGAUAAUUCGUGCCAUUGAUGGUUGGUUAGACGCGGUUUGCCAAAUAAAAUUAAUGUUGUACAGUUAGACGGCUUGUGGUCGCUGUACUUGCU
Messenger RNA from Meloidogyne enterolobii, 1438 nucleotides. NCBI's taxonomy places the organism in Eukaryota, Metazoa, Nematoda, Chromadorea, Rhabditida, Meloidogynidae. The record is from the annotation of a GenBank genome assembly.